AUGGCGUUACCCAAGAGGAUCAUAAAAGAGACGGAGAGACUCAUGGCUGAACCGGUGCCGGGGAUCAGUGCUGUACCACAUGAAGACAAUCUGAGAUACUUCGACGUCUCAAUACAUGGCCCUUCUCAAUCGCCUUAUGAGGGAGGCAUCUUCAAACUUGAACUCUUCUUGCCGGAAGACUACCCCAUGACACCUCCGAAAAUCCGAUUCUUGACAAAGAUAUACCACCCCAACAUUGACAAGCUUGGCCGGAUCUGUCUUGAUGUGUUGAAGAGCAAUUGGUCGCCAGCGCUUCAGAUCAGAACAAUUCUUCUUUCCAUCCAAGCUCUGCUAGGCGCUCCCAAUCCGGAUGACCCGCUGGCAAACGACGUCGCCCAACGGUGGAAGGAGGAUCAGGAAGCGGCGAUCCAGACGGCUCGAGAAUGGACCAGGACCCAUGCCAUGACAUGA
Messenger RNA from Capronia coronata CBS 617.96, 450 nucleotides. Its product is annotated as ubiquitin-conjugating enzyme E2 35. Lineage: Eukaryota; Fungi; Ascomycota; Eurotiomycetes; Chaetothyriales; Herpotrichiellaceae. Gene Ontology annotation, cellular component: nucleus. The transcript is spliced from 4 exons. Gene Ontology annotation, molecular function: ubiquitin conjugating enzyme activity. The coding region runs from base 1 to 450 and encodes 149 amino acids. Gene Ontology annotation, biological process: DNA damage tolerance; protein K63-linked ubiquitination. The record is from RefSeq and is a predicted model, not a curated record.